Messenger RNA from Arabidopsis thaliana (thale cress), 478 nucleotides. RefSeq names its product SCR-like 6 (gene SCRL6). Bases 67 to 354 code for a protein of 95 amino acids. Gene Ontology annotation, cellular component: extracellular region. Lineage: Eukaryota; Viridiplantae; Streptophyta; Magnoliopsida; Brassicales; Brassicaceae. Gene Ontology annotation, biological process: signal transduction. The record is from RefSeq and is marked reviewed. The transcript has 2 exons.
AUCACAAGCUCAUAAACAUCACAUAAGCAAAGAAAAACAAAAGAGAGAAGAAACUUGCAAAACAAUAUGAAGUUUGCUGCAAUCUUCUUGGUUACUUGUGUCUUCUUCUCCCUUUUCUCAAGCAACCUUUCACAAGGUGAAAAAUUAAGCAUGGAUCCUACGAGGAGGCCGUGGUGUCCGUCGAAAAAACAAAUGUUUGGUGGUAAUUGUGGAAACGAUGGAGACUCUCUAUGUCUAAUGCUCUUAGCAGCUAGUUGGGAUGAAAGUUUAAGGCAUAGCUCCAUCUCCUGCAAUUGCACUACUUAUCCUAACUACAAAAUUCUCUGUAGUUGUCCUAAUAUGAUUUGUCCCUAGAAAACAUCUAUAUAAGACUCCAAACUGUUACGUUGUUCUAAAUACUUUUUCUGCGUAUCAAGAAUAAUGUUUUAGGUUCUAAUGAAAAUCCCAAAGAUGAUAUACUUAUUUACAAAGAAUUACG